This is a messenger RNA of Haliotis rufescens (red abalone), 3108 nucleotides long. Its product is annotated as sodium/glucose cotransporter 4-like. The transcript is spliced from 14 exons. Gene Ontology annotation, cellular component: plasma membrane. Gene Ontology annotation, molecular function: D-glucose:sodium symporter activity. The record is from RefSeq and is a predicted model, not a curated record. Gene Ontology annotation, biological process: transmembrane transport. Lineage: Eukaryota; Metazoa; Mollusca; Gastropoda; Lepetellida; Haliotidae. Bases 215 to 2221 code for a protein of 668 amino acids.
UCACACAACUGGUCUCAUGACAUUGGCUAGUGCCCGGUUGCCUGUUGCAAUUUAGUUUUAAAAACUUCAUUCUUAAACAUGUCAUAUUACAAGAUGCACGUUAUACUACUGGUUGUACAGAAAGGUCGAAUUUUGGGAAAUGAAGAUCAUGGUACGUUCUCAUUGCAGUUAAACGCAACGUAGAUUCAACAUCUAUUGUCACAACGAAGGAAGGAUGUCCGAGCAGCUUCACCCAUGGGAUUAUGCUGCAGUGGGCGGGUACUUCGCCCUGGUGUUAGGGGUGGGAAUAUGGGCCAGUCUACGACGUGGUAAAGACAGUGCAGAGGGCUACUUUCUGGCCGGGAAACAUAUGACGUGGCUACCGGUAGGAGCAUCUUUGUUCGCGAGCAACGUUGGUGCGCCGAUGUUCAUUGGGUUAGCUGGAGCCGGGGCUGCAUCCGGGUACUCAGUUGUGCUUUAUGAAUGGACAGCAACGUUCCUCCUCAUUGCUCUUGGUUGGUUUUUCGUUCCAAUUUUUGUCGCUAGUGGGGCCUACACUAUGCCGGAAUAUCUGAUGAAGCGAUUCGGUGGAGUUCGUCUCAGGAUCUGUCUCUCCAUCCUUGGGCUGUUUCUGUAUAUCUUGACAAAGAUAUCGGCUGAAAUCUUCUGCGGGGCUCUAUUCAUGCAGCUACUUCUUGGCUGGAAUCUCUACAUAUGCAUCAUAAGCUUACUGGCCGUUACAGCUGUCUAUACAGUCAUAGGUGGUCUUGUUGCAGUUAUGUACACGGACACACUACAAACAGGGAUAAUCUUAAUCGGGGCAUGCAUUCUGACAUUUAGAAGCUUCCAGGAAAUCCACGGCUUCGAUGGCUUAGAAGAAGGGUUUGUGACCGCAGUCUCCAAUAUAACAAAGGCUAAUGUCACCCACUACAGCUGUGGUCUUCCCCCGAAGGACUCUUUGCACAUAUGGAGAGAUCCCGUGCAUGGGGAUAUACCAUGGCCAGGUGCUGUCUUUGGUCUUUUAAUCAUAGCAACGUGGGUGUGGUGCACUGAUCAGUUGAUGGUGCAGCGAACUCUCGCUGCUAAGAACAUCAGUCAUGCUAAAGGUGGAUCCCUGUUCGCCGGUGCCCUGAAGAUAUUACCCUUCUUCCUCUGGAUCAUUCCAGGGAUGAUUAGUCGGAUCCUCUACCCAGAUGAAAUUGCAUGUUCUUCGCCUGAGCGAUGUUACGAAGUAUGCCAGAACAAAGCUGGAUGUACGAACGUCGCCUAUCCCAUCCUGGUGUUGAGGCUGUUACCUCAAGGACUCCGAGGUCUGAUGCUUGCUGCUCUGCUUGCUGCCCUCAUGAGCUCCCUGACCUCCAUCUUCAACAGUGCAAGUAGCAUGUUCACUAUUGACAUCUGGCCUCGGAUCAGAAAGAAACCAUCGGAAAAUGAACUCAUGAUAGUUGGACGAGUAGCAGUGCUCGCCUGUACAGUAAUAGGCAUACUGUGGUUACCAAUCUUGCAGCAAGCCCAAGGAGGGCAACUGUGGGGGUACUUGCAAUCUGUAACUGCCUACAUUGCCCCUCCUUGGACAACGCUGUUUAUGUUUGCUCUUCUGUGGAAACGGACAUCUGAACAGGGAGCAUUCUGGGGUUUGAUCGCGGGGCUGGUUGUUGGAAUAAUCCGCAUGGUCGUGGACUUCACAUACCCAGCCCCUUACUGUGGCAGUGGAGAGGAAGACACUCGCCCAGGAGUUUUGAAGCAUGUACAUUUCCUCUACUUCGCCAUGAUCUCGGCUGUUGUCACCACUGUCACCAUCGUCCUUGUCAGUCUCUGCACCGAGCCCAGAUCAGAAGCUCAGCUUGGCCGCACCACUUGGUGGACACAUCACCAUGCUGAUCCUGACUUGGAAAUAGAGGACGACAAGGAUGACGUCGAUAGAGAAAUGGGAGAGGAAAUUGGAGAGGAGAAGGCUGACGAAAAAAUAGCCGUCGAGGCUGAAGUCUGUCCUUUCGAUGUUAAUGUGCAGUCACACAACCACAAUAGAAAAGGGAGAAAUGAGGCAAUAUGCAAAAGCAUCGCUAUGUGGAUGUGCGGAAUGACCCAGAGGAAGAGCCUUACACUUUCCAGAAGAGAACGAAUCGCCAUAAAGAAGCGGUUCACCAGUUUGGAAGAACAUGAGACAGCAAGCAAAGCAUUGAAUGCUUGCGCCAUAGGACUGUCAUUGAUAACCUUCUUUCUUCUGGGUUAUUUUUCUUAAAAGAUUUCGAGUGUCUAUUUGAACAUCAGACUCCAUACUGUUAUCGAUAGGAUGCAGCAUCUCAUUGUCCCUCAUGAAACAGUUUUGUUAAUUUGUGUUUUAUUUAUACAGCUUGUAGUAUGUUUAUGUGGUUAUUCUUCCGCUUUUUGUAUGUUUUAUGUUGAUUUAUAUAUAUAUUUCUUACUGAUACCUUUUUCUACAAUUUUACUUCGAAUAUUGUUGUAACAGAAACACUGCAUUGUAACCAUAUUAUUUCAAAAUGCGACAAUAUUUUAGGAAGAAAUUAUUUUCUUUCAACAUGAACUCAAUUGAUUCAUUCGAAGGUGGAUUUUGUAAUUUGAUGCCUCUGAUUAUAUAUCUAUAUAUCUAUGCCUGUUAUUAAAAACCAUGACGAAAAAUAGUUAUUACGUGUGCAUAAUUAUUAUAUGUGGUUAUUUUAACUCCUUUUGGAAAGUUUUCACUGCGUACCACGGGUAUUACGUAUCUUUAAGAACAUUUGUAUAACAUGUCCAUUAAAAUUAUAAAUGAUCAUUACUCUACUUCACAAAUGAUUAAAUUGCGAAUCACUCAAAAUUAGUAAUGGUUAUUAAAACCCUCUACAAAUAUUUAUUUUGAAUACCACUUUUAAAUGUUUAUUAUGCGUCAUAAAGAACACUGUUAUGACGUAUUUAAUAUCUGUAUAUGGAUAUUAUUAUUAUGGUUAUUACGGUUUGUUUUUUUUCAUAGCGAAUCUCUCAUAUUAUUAAUGAUUAUUUAACACCUUUACGAAUAUUUACAUUGUGUAACACUUUCAAUUUUAAAAUAAGCAAUGCGCACAUUCAGGAACAUUUUCAUUUCGUAAUUUGGGACGCACUCGGCGCGUAUCACUCUUUGCAGAAAUUACGGCU